GCGUUUAACGAUCAUUUUCGCUUCUCUCGUCCCCCCGAUUAUUCGUAAUGCGCUCUGAAACAUUCACGAAUCUCGCACAGAGAAGAUUCGAGUGUCCUCGCACUCAUCCUUCCACCUUCCUCAACAACUUUAUGACUAUCGAUCUCGCGAACUGGUUGUCUACGUAUUUGACGAGAUCAUAUUUCUAGACCGACUUCCAGACAGUUAGAAACGCUCGGCUCACGACCAGGAGGAUCUUUAUCGACGGAUUAUGCACUUUGUGUAUUCAUAUGUACAUGGACGAUGUACAUACGAACACAUGCGGAAGUAAUCGUCGAAACUCUCGUUACUGAAUGUCUAAGGGAAGCCUCCAACCAUACUGUCGCGAAGCUUCGACUAGCCCGAUUUUAAUAUCGAUUCUAAUAGCUUCGCCUUGAUCAAUCCGAAGUGUCAAGGAAUACGAAAUUUUUCAAGGGGAUUAUUUAAAAGUGAUUUUUUUCACGCGUAGACCGGUGCCUGACUCGUCAUCAUAAGCGAAUCUCACGUGGACCAUGCUGGUUUUCAUCAUUCCGCACGCAGUUAUGGUGGUUGAGUAACGAUGCUAUUCUCGAGUUCGUUGAUCAGCGGGAUCCGUGGGAGGGAGAUUGGACGGCGUGUCGUCUGGUGAAUCCUGAAUACCCGGAAAUUGAAUAUCCAUCGGGAAUAUCAGUAAAAAUCGACUGAAGGAGAAUAAUUUUUGAAUUUGGGGUGCGACAAGUAAAUGGUAUCGUCUCGGAGAUUGCGUCGAGUAUCGAUCCGGUGGGAUCAUCUGAGAAUGCCAACAAGAGAGUCGAGACUCGAUCGGAUAAUCGUGGGGUGCGAUUUGUUUAAGAAAGUGUUGAGGUGAGACUCGAUUAAGCAUCGAUAUCUGGUGAACGUAAUCGAAUUCACAGCAACGGUUCGGCAUCGAAGUAGAGAAAAAAGGAGAAGAAUCGAAGUGUGUUGGUGUGAAGUUAUGAAUUCAGCGGGCAAUCGUGGCAGCGUACGUUUCUUCGUUACUCCAUCGAUUGGGGAAGAUCGAGGAAAGAAGAGCAUCGAAGAAUCGUCCCGAAUGAGUAAUUGAGAAAUAAUUGGCCGAGUGAAAUCUUAAAACAGGAUACCUCGAGUGAUAGAUACACAGAGAAGGGAACGGUGCAAAAGUGAAUUAGAAAAGUCUGUCGAGUAUGAGAGGCAUCCACGAGGCUGCAAUGGGGAAUCUCCGGAUCGAGCUGUUCCGGGGAACAGAAGCAAACAGGCGCAACCAAACGUUAUACACAUGCAUGUAUGCAAAGGCCAAUUGCUCAAAGUCCUUGAAACUGCCGUUGAAACGUGAAGGACGUCGUUCUCUGGAUCCGUCUCUCCUUCAGGAGAGCCACAUCCGCUGAAAGACGUUAAUCGCUGAAAGUUCUGCGAACGACGCUUCCCAGUUCGAGAGAUUCCCUCACUUUGUUGAUGGUUGAAAGAGAAAUUCGAUAUUGCAACGCUGCAUUAGCGGUGGCAGAUACGAGCCUUGUCGGAGGAAUCUUCAUCUCGAGAAGCCGCCGUGGCUGCGGUAACUUCUGCUCUCUAAUUCGGAUGAUCCGAACAAAGAUAUCGAAAAUCAAGUGAGAUUGAACCUGCGAUUAGAUCUUCUUGGAUUUAUACAUGUUCGAUGACCAAGAGGCUGGAAAGUCCUUCUUAGUGGCGCGAAAACUCCACGUUCCCUCUCGUUUUAUAAAACCAGCCUCCCUGUGAUAACUACGCGUCGUGUGUAAGAAAUAAGUUUGAAAAAUCGCGAAACAAUGAUGAUAUUAUCGAGAUUAAAUCGGCUCGGGAUCACGGGAAUUGCACUGGCUCAGAGCAACUACCGUGAUAACCGUGAAUCAACGGCAACUCUUGCGAUCGAAGGCGAUUCGGGAUGCUGCAAGCUGUUAUGCUAGGUAGUGCACCGGGACGUGGGAGACGAGAGCGUUAUCCCGGUUUUUAUAAACUGCGACGUCCACCGCGAUACAGAAUGAAUCGGGGCGAGCAGGAAACCCUCUUUCGACAGAGUCGUCAGAUGACGCGGAUCGUAUCGUCGCGCGACGAUUUAGUUCUGAGUGUUCUCAAAGCCCCUAUCGGACAACAGCAGCAACAACAACAGCAACAAGCAUCCCAGUAUCGUCACCCGCAUUAUCUGCACACCCAGGAACAUCAUGUCAACUGCCAGGAUCAUCCGAAUCAUAAACGAUGCAGUCAUCCAGGUCAUGCGUACAACAACGAAAGUCUUCCGCGUUCGAGUAGCGGCAAGGAGCCAUGUUCGAGAUUGACGGAGAAGCGGUACAGCGCCGCAGCCGCCUACGCUGCCCUCCAGGGCAGCGAAGACGAGCUCGUCGCUGGGGAAUCCGAGGAUUUUGCACUGAAGACACCGGGCAGCGAAACCGAGGACACGGACACCGGUGUGCCGCUGGAAGAGACGUCCACGAGAUUCACGUUUCUCCGUCGGUUUCGCUCGCCGAGAUUCGGCGAGGCUCAUCACAAGAGGGUACCGACACCGAUGAAGAGAAAGCACCGAAGAAAGAAGAACCAGAGCGACAUAAACAACGACGUUAACGACGAAGAGGAGGAGGACGAGGAAGAACCGCCGAGUCCCAAUCCAACCGGUGUACCGGAUCCCUAUUAUCCGAUUUACCUCCCGAUCGAUCAGGCUUUCAAGGCCAAAUACGUCUUUCACCACAAAAAGGGAAAGACUUUCCAGGAGCGGCUGUACGUCUUCCUCGAACAUCCUGGCGGCUGGCUCUGCUUCGUCUAUCAUUGCACUGUGUUCAUGGUGGUAUUGGUGUGCCUCAUAUUUAGCGUACUGUCCACAAUAGACCAAUACAGUAAUUUCGCAAAUGAAACCUUGUUUUGGAUGGAAAUAUGUCUGGUAGUAUUCUUCGGUGUCGAAUACCUCGUGAGAUUAUGGAGCGCAGGAUGCAGGUCGAAAUACAUGGGAUGCUGCGGACGUUUCCGGUUCAUAAGGAAGCCCAUCUGUAUCAUAGACUUAAUCGUGGUUGUCGCAUCCAUGGUGGUUUUGUCCGUUGGAAGCAACGGCCAGGUCUUCGCUACCUCGGCUAUAAGGGGUAUCCGGUUCCUACAGAUACUCCGGAUGCUCCACGUCGAUCGGCAGGGAGGAACUUGGCGGCUCCUCGGAUCGGUGGUCUUUAUUCAUCGCCAGGAACUCAUAACCACGCUGUACAUCGGGUUCUUAGGUCUUAUUUUCAGCAGUUAUUUCGUGUAUCUUGCCGAAAAAGACGCUGUCGGACCCGAUGGAAAAACAGACUUUUCCAGCUACGCCGACGCGCUGUGGUGGGGCGUGAUAACCGUUACAACGAUAGGAUAUGGUGAUACAGUGCCACAAACGUGGAUGGGCAAAAUAGUUGCCUCGUGUUUCAGUGUUUUCGCCAUCUCCUUCUUCGCACUUCCAGCUGGAAUCCUCGGUUCCGGUUUCGCGUUGAAAGUGCAACAGAAACAGAGACAAAAGCAUUUCAAUCGUCAGAUACCGGCGGCAGCGAUGCUGAUACAGUGCCUGUGGCGAUGUUACGCAGCUGACAAAGCGAUCAAUAGUGUGGCCACGUGGAACAUUUACAUAAAAGAUCCAGCUCCGGCCGGGCAGCCGUCAACGCCACUCGGAAAGUUGAUUUGUGUAAAGAAGAUGUCUCUGAUGAUCCAGGUGGCAAAGAAGGCGAACGUGCUGAAGAGACGGAAAUCGAGGAACCGGAUGGAGAUGCAGCAAUCUCAGCAACCGGCACUGCCACCGGUCACGGUUUCCGGUGGUACGAAUGCCGCUGGACCUACCACCGACACCAGCCGAAUUGAGAACGAUGGCGAUGUCGUCUUCUACAUGGAGGAGCCUAAAGCCGGCACUCCCAAUCGGGCGAGACGAGACAAUCGGGGCAGCCUAUUUACGUCGCAAACAAGCUCGGUUACGGAAGCGGCAAGCGAUGAGAUCGACAUCGACAUCGAAGAGCCCCAAAGAGUCACCACACUAACCGAGGCGCACCGUAACGCCAUAAGAGCCAUACGAAAGAUCAAGUACUUCGUGGCGCGUAGAAAGUUCCAACAGGCCAGAAAGCCGUACGACGUGAGAGACGUUAUCGAGCAGUACAGCCAAGGGCACUUGAAUAUGAUGGUGCGAAUUAAGGAGCUCCAGAGGAGGCUGGACCAGACCCUGGGUAAACCGGGCAGCUACCUGGCGGGAAUCGACCGCUCGGGCAACGUUAAGCCCAUGACGAUCGGCGCACGCCUGUACCGGGUCGAGCAGCAGCUGUGCGUAAUGGACAAGAAGCUCGACCAGCUGGUCUACGUACUAAACGCGCUUGCCAAGAAACAGCAAAUUCCUCUGAGAAGCAUCGAGGACGACGUUUAACCGAAAGCACCGAAUCCUCGAACGUUUGCUCCGAGCCUGGCAAGCGUUGUUCUGCCACGACUCGCUGUGACCAUUGUCGUGCUAGAAAUGCUCAACGGUAGCUCCAUUAAAGCCUCCCACGACUAGAGUCUCGAACGCGGAACUUCACAUCAUCGCGCAAAGUGUGGGCAUCAUCAUUUUAACGUUACACAUUGAAAUACUCCGGAUGCCGAAACGUCCGUUUGGGUUUUCUUUGAGAUAUUACCGCGGUGACUCGUCCCCGAUGAGAGAAUAUUUUGUUGGAACAGCCCCGUGAAAAAUUACUUUGGCGAGAGUUUCGCCAAGCGAAUUUCAUACGCACACGAAGAGAUUGUUAUUCGAGUACGAGGAGAACAGAGUUGGCUACUGGUGACUCUGCGUCGAAUGGGAUAUUGAUCGAGGACUCGAAAAACUACAAGUAGCAGGAACAACGAGAAUUUUUUGUUCAUUGAAAAGAGGCUCUAUAAUUGCGAGACAAAUAAUUAACUCGAGUUGGCUGGCUCAUCGAAAAUUUUUCCAAUUUUUCUCCACUUAAAAAUUCAUGCAUACAUAAAACAUUGCGCGAAUGCUCGAGUCAUCGUUUCAUUCAAUGAGAAAAUACGUCGGAAGCGCAAAAUUCGUAAUGAAAAAAGGUGAAAAAAUCAGGGGUCAUUGAAUAAUUUCUCAUCGACUCUGCGAGGGAGUGCAUCGUUGAAAUUCUCACGAUGAACAGAACGAAAAAUCGGAAAUCAAUUGAGCCUGCUGAAAUUGUUUUUUUAUUUUCUUUUGUUUUUACCCAACGAUACACCCUGAAAAAUGGAAUGUUAUUAUUUCAAUCGAUAACCGCACUAUUGCGAACGCGAUAUACGAAGCAACCUGGAGCUUUACAAAGUAUAUUAUAGAUUAAAAUAAAACUUCACGUGGAGGAUUAUGAGCCUUUGCCCCGAGGAACAAAGAAAAAGGUCGUUACCUACUCGACCUCGUCGAGUCAACGACCAUUCGGUCGUCCUUAAAUCAGAGUGGUUUUCACGAUAUACAGAAACGCAGAUGUAAAUAUAUACACGUGGAUAUCACACACGCAGACACAAUAAUAUUUAACGGUUAUAAAUUAUCUGAUAAUAAUAAUAAUAACAUGAAUAAUCAUAAUACCAGUCGAGGGAGCGCACUCGCCUAAAAGACGAGGCCCUGCUAAUGAUAUUUUUAAUAAUUCUUAUUCUUCAAUUAAUCGCUAUGAUAUAGGUGUAGGGUCCAAUAUACAAAAACUUACCUAAUCGCGAUUCGAGCUCGGGGUCGAGAUAACACAAUUUUGUAAAACAUUCUCACGGUAUUAAGGAAACUUGGUUGGUUCAUUGAGGGCGGUGUGAACGUUUUUUUUCGUGAAAAAACGACCCUCGAUUCUUCGGUAUUAUUUUUUUUUUUU
Molecule: messenger RNA, 5780 nt
Organism: Venturia canescens
Lineage: Eukaryota; Metazoa; Arthropoda; Insecta; Hymenoptera; Ichneumonidae
Product: potassium voltage-gated channel subfamily KQT member 1-like
Exons: 14
Coding region: 1895-4363 (822 amino acids)
Biological process (GO): potassium ion transmembrane transport
Cellular component (GO): membrane; voltage-gated potassium channel complex
Molecular function (GO): voltage-gated potassium channel activity
Source: RefSeq, a predicted model, not a curated record